AUGGAUAUGAUGAAGAAGCGAAAGCUAGAUGAAAACGGUGGUGGACUCAUAACCAAUGGUGGUGGAAACAUUGGUCCGACUCGAUUGACGCCGCAGGACGCGCGGAAGAUCAUCGAGCGAUUCUCCACUGAUCAGCUGCUCGACAUCUUGCAAGAGGCUAUCGUAAACCAUCCCGAUGUGCUUGAAAUUGUCCGAUCAGCUGCUGAUUCUGAUAUCUCGCUGCGGAAGCUAUUCAUCCGUGGCCUCGCGGCGGAUACCACAUCGGAAGGUCUCCGUUCGCUUUUCUCCAAUUACGGAGAUCUCGAGGAAGCGAUUGUGAUCCUCGACAAGGUGACUGGGAAAUCAAAAGGGUAUGGUUUCGUCACUUUUAUGCACGUGGACGGAGCUAUGCUCGCUCUGAAAGAGCCGUCUAAGAAAAUUGAUGGGCGUGUGACUGUCACGCAGCUCGCGGCAUCUGGAAAUCAAGGUACGGUCUCUCAGGUUUCUGAUAUAUCGAUGAGGAAGAUCUAUGUGGCGAAUGUGCCGUUUGACAUGCCGGCGGAUAGACUGUUGAAUCACUUUAUGGCGUAUGGGGAUGUUGAGGAAGGUCCUUUGGGUUUUGAUAAGAUUACUGGGAAAUCAAGGGGCUUUGCGUUGUUUGUCUACAAGACAGCAGAAGGUGCGCAGACGGCACUUGCUGAACCGGUCAAGAUGAUUGACGGAAAACAUUUGCAGUGUAAGUUGGCUGUUGAAGGUAAUAAGAAAGGAGGGAAGCCUCUAAUGCGGCAAGCUCAGGAUGGGGGUCCUGGUCAUGGACACGCUCAUGGUGAAGGAAUGGGAAUGGUUCGUCCUCCAGGACCUUAUGGUCCUGGUGGUGGUGGCUUGAGUGCUUACGGUGGGUAUGCUACAGGACCACCACCACCGCAUCACAUGAAUUCCACACCGUCCUCAAUGGGUGGGUAUGGUGGACACUAUGGUGGAUAUGGAGCUCCAGGUUCUGGUGGGUAUGGUGGAGUUGGCGGCGGUGGCUAUGGUGGUGGUUCUGGUGCUGGAAGUGGGCAGUAUAGAAUGCCACCGAGUUCGAUGCCUGGUGGUGGUUAUCCCGAGAGUGGGCAUUAUGGUAUUUCAUCAUCUGGUGGGUAUCCUGGACAGCAUCAUCAGGCUGUUGGAACCUCCCCUGUGCCAAGAGCUCCUCUUGGGGGAAUGUACCCCAAUGGCCCGCCAAAUUACUGA
Molecule: messenger RNA, 1212 nt
Organism: Microthlaspi erraticum
Lineage: Eukaryota; Viridiplantae; Streptophyta; Magnoliopsida; Brassicales; Brassicaceae
Source: the annotation of a GenBank genome assembly